Molecule: messenger RNA, 683 nt
Organism: Ceutorhynchus assimilis (cabbage seed weevil)
Lineage: Eukaryota; Metazoa; Arthropoda; Insecta; Coleoptera; Curculionidae
Source: the annotation of a GenBank genome assembly
GCCAUUUCUAUGUAAAUAUUUUGUGUGAUAGGUAUAGAUUGGUUCUCCCUAUUCAUUAUUUGCGUUUUGUGUUUCUGUGGACUAGAGAAGAAAUGGGUAAAACCAAGUAUAAAACGUGUUUGGUGCCAAUGUGUAUAAACUCUGCGAUAAAAAUGCCGUCUAAAAUUUUUAUAAGAUUACCAAACUCUGCAAAUCAAACUCGUCGAGAAAAAUGGAGUACAGCAUGCAGGAGAAAUACAGAGGAUAUUUCUGAGAAAAGUGGAGGAGUUUACGUAUGCGAAGACCAUUUUAAUUUAAAAGAAGAUAUGGAAAACUAUAUUCAAUUUAAGCUUAUGGGUGGUAAUACAAAAAUUAAAAUGAAACCUGGUGUUGUACCACAUAUUUUUAAUUCUAAGCCAGACAGAAAAAGAGCUUGUGUUCAGCCUUCUAGGCCUACAUCUGUAAAUAGGGCCAAACCAAUGACAUCAAAACACAGAUGUCAUUGUGCCAAACGGAGAAUUGUAGAUGAAGCAUUGGCAUCAAUAGCAUCUACUACCACAUCAUCAUCAGUAGAAAACUUAGAGAAUAUAAAACCUGUGCAAGUAUUUAAUGAAAAAGAAAAUCAAGAGCUGGAGAAGAAAAAACAAAACAGAAGUAACCAAGCAAAUAAAAAACAAGUAGACGUCACCUUUUUGAAAAAAUAG